GAUAUAAAAAUUUACAAGCGUUGAAAGUUAAUUAUUUAUUAGUUAAAUUACUCGAAAGAAGAGAAAAUGAAUAAUUUAGACGCAAUGGAGCGAAAGAGCCUGUAAACGUAUACAUAUACGUAUGAUCUACAUGACCCCCUCCAAAUGUCAAGACUGCGUCGCUCCAGUCGACGUCAGUCGGUCUUCCGCGCUCGCUAGGGCCCGCGCACUUUCAGUCGUGUCUCACGACUUGCGCAUAUUCAUUCAUAUUUAAGUUAACUGUAUUUGUUUAUCAUUAAAAAAUAUAUAUAAUUGAUUGAUCGAUCGACACCAAGUAUUCAAGUAUUUAAAUACUAAAUACUAAAUUUAUUUAACGAGUUUUACAUUUAUCUAUCAGCACCUAAAGUAUAGGGCUGAAUAAAUAAAAAAUAUCCAAGGCCAUAAUCAUUACACAAUGAGUCGUACAGGAUAUACAUGUAUUAGACACGUCUUUUGCUCGAUGAACGUGCUCGUUUGGUUAUCGGCAUGUGGAAUACUUGGAGCAGUGCUUUGGCUACGAUUAGCCAAUUCAGGACUCGCUAAUUUAGUGCCACAGUAUAAUUAUGCAUCUGCUGACACAGUAUUUUUAAUUAUCGGAGGCGUUACAUUUGUCGUAGCGUUCUUUGGAUGUUGUGGUGCAUGGUUUCAAUCCAGAUUUAUGCUUAUAACUUACUUCAGCUUGGUAAUAAUGUUAUUCUUAGCUGAAUUUAUGCUUGGCGCAUUGACCUUUGUUUUUCGUGAACAAGUUUCCAGAAGUGUACAAGAUGAAUUAUUGUUGGGAAUUCAUAAACAUUAUAAUGUAACACGUGAACCUGGUACUCUUCCCGCACUGUGGGAUCAUAUCCAUCAAGGAUUACACUGCUGCGGUGUUCGAGAUUACACAGACUGGUUCCAAAUCGACGCAUGGCCAACAGAAGACCGCGUCCCUGACUCUUGUUGCAUAAAACGGGAGCGUUACUGCGGACGACUAGACCCGGAGGGCAGGAACAAAGAGUCCUGGUACAAAGAAGGAUGUGCAUCAGCCAUUCAAACGUGGGUUAUACAAAGACUCCACGUGCUGGGAACUGUAGGCUUAAUCGUCGGAUUCCUCCAGCUCUUUGGGCUUGUCACUAGUAUGAUUCUCUUCUGUACCGUGAAACACAAGCGAUCUUCCCACAGCUACAAGAGCUACGACACAAGUGCCAGCUAGGAACGCGCGUGGAUCCCAGCCUACGGGAUCCACGAUAAUUCUAUUGAUGAAACUACUACAUGAGUAUUUUUAUUAUUAAUUUUAUUACUACAAUAAACAUCCAAAGCCGCCAUGAGCUUUACACUUGUGCCAAUGCAUAAGUAUUUACUAAUAAUAAUAAUAAUAACAAUAAUUAUUAUUGUCAUAAAUAAAAAAAUUUUUUUUUUCAGAGACUGCAUGUAUUUUAAAAAAGUUUAUUAUUAUUAUUAUUAAUUAAUUAAUGAGCUUUAAUAUUUGGUAAUUACCAAAAAUAUCCAAAGUUGCUUUAUAUAUAUAUAAAUUUUUGUUUAGUUAUUAUAUUUUAUAGUUUUAAAAUAAGAGCCAUAAUUACACUGUAAAAAAUUUUCAAAGUGAAUGCGAUUUAAAUCGUGAGUGAAUUUAAUCCCCUCGGAGUGAAAUUUACUCCGAAGGGGAGAUAAUUCAUGUACCUGAAGAUCGGAACGUUUGAAAUUUAUGUAAUUUGACUGCUUAAAGGUGCAUAAGGAGUAAUUAAAGAUGGCGGCGAUUUUCAGCUGACAUACUAGCACUUAUGCGAAAUAUUUCAGAAAUCUAGAUCUAGUUAAUUUUUCACUUUUCAUUUUCGUUCCGCGAAAAACGUUACGAUCUUCAGGUAAAUAAUAUUAAUGCAGAUUAAAAUAAAAUCCAGAUCCCUCCGAAAUCACUUCGCUGAAAAAAAAACUCCGUAUUUACUCCGUAUGCGGAGUGAUUUUUUUAAAAAAUUCCGAGUCCGGAUU
Molecule: messenger RNA, 1980 nt
Organism: Microplitis mediator
Lineage: Eukaryota; Metazoa; Arthropoda; Insecta; Hymenoptera; Braconidae
Gene: Tsp5D
Product: tetraspanin-9
Exons: 5
Coding region: 434-1207 (257 amino acids)
Cellular component (GO): membrane
Source: RefSeq, a predicted model, not a curated record